AUGAAGGUGUUUCAUAGUUUGCUUGGAGAAGAAACUUGUAGUUGUCGAGUCUUCCAAAUGGAAGAGAUACCAUGUUCGCAUGCUUGGGCUGUUAUAAAGAGCAAAAAUCUCACUGCUGACGAUUAUUUCUCCAACUUAUACAAACCAAAUACUGUGGUGAAGACAUAUGAUGUCCCAGUCUGUCCUCUUCUGGAUGAGAGUGAAUGGAAGAUACCUAAUUUCAUAUCCGACGAAGUAGUCUUGCCGCUAAGAUACAAGAGACCACCAGGAAGGCCGAAGAAGAAGCGCGAUAAGCCAUUACUUGAAACUUUACUUGGUAAACGUAGAACUUCUUGUAGUACAUGUGAAAAUCUUGGCCAUAAUAGGUGUACCUUGUUUAACCAAAUGUGA
Lycium ferocissimum is the source of this 390-nucleotide messenger RNA. RefSeq lists its product as uncharacterized. NCBI's taxonomy places the organism in Eukaryota, Viridiplantae, Streptophyta, Magnoliopsida, Solanales, Solanaceae. The coding region runs from base 1 to 390 and encodes 129 amino acids. Gene Ontology annotation, molecular function: zinc ion binding. The record is from RefSeq and is a predicted model, not a curated record. The transcript has 2 exons.